Molecule: messenger RNA, 529 nt
Organism: Cuscuta campestris
Lineage: Eukaryota; Viridiplantae; Streptophyta; Magnoliopsida; Solanales; Convolvulaceae
Source: the annotation of a GenBank genome assembly
CCACAAAUGCACUAAAUUUCACACAAACAAAUUCAAUUUCACAAAAAAUUACAACAAUAAUAAACAGUAUAAAAUUUAAAAAAAUACCUUGAGAAGAAGAGGAGGUCAGGUGGGGGAAGAUGGCGGUCGAGACACUGGCAGCGGCGAGUGGUGGAGACCCUGGCGGCGGCGGCGAGGAGGGAGGGAGACACUGGAGGCUAGAGGUGGAGACACUGGCGGUCGAAGGCGAGGCUGGGAGGAAGACACUCGCGGCGCGGUCGACGGUGAGGCGAGGAGGACUAGCGCCGCGGCGUCAAGCAUGCGGCGGCGGCGGGCGGUCAAGGAAAGCCGCGGAGGAGAUGCGUCAGUUGAAGUUUUGUGGACGGAAGAUGUCUGGGCUCGGAUCUGUGAACUGAUUUCGUAUGUAGAUUGAAAAGAGGAUAACCCGAUGUUAUUUAAUUAUCUGCGACGGAAUUACAUCCGUUGCAGAUUCCGUCGCAGAUCUGCUACGGAAAGUGUAUUUCCGUCGCAAUAAUGUUCCUUUUCCUGA